AUGGCUGCCACAACGGACACGCACUCCGGCAUAGAGCUGCAGGAUCAGAACCGACCGGAUGAGUCGGAAAAAGGUAAAGGAACCGAGCCCAUAGGGGGGGCGUUUUAUGAUAGUAAUCUUACAUUGGUGGGCAGAACGAAAGAGAGACAAACUUCCCUGACGGCCAAGAAGGAGUCCGAUACCAAAUGGAACCUCGAUCCGAUCCAGCGCGCGAUGGGCCAGCUCGGCUGGUGGCACAUCGUGGUCUGUGUGGUGGUCUUUCCGCUCAAGUUCCCCGUCGCCUGGCAUCAGAUGAGCAUCAUCUUCCUGGGGCCCUCGAUCAACUACACGUGCGCGUCCAAUGCGUCCCUCGAGCGGUGCGAUGCGGCGUGCACGAGCUGGAGCUACGACAACAGCACGUUCGCCUCGACCAUCACCAGCGAGUGGGAUCUGGUCUGUCUCGAUGCGAACCUCGUCAAGCUCUCGCAGACCAUCUUCAUGUUCGGUAUCCUGGUCGGUGGUGUACUGUUCGGAUCGUUGGCCGAUAAAUAUGGACGUAGACCUCCGCUGGUCGUAGCGGUAAUCAUUCAACUAGUUUCCGGAGUUGCAACUGCCCUCAUUGGUUCGUUCUGGUUGUUCGUAGUACUCCGUUUCCUAACAGCCGUAGCAACCGGCGGAACCAUGGUUACCAGUUUCGUGCUGAUUAUGGAAAUCAUUGGCCCCAAGUGGCGCGAGCUGUUCUCCGUACUCUACCAGAUCCCGUUCAACCUUGGCCACCUGACGCUGGCCGGGUUCGCCUACUUCCUGCGCGACUGGCGUGAGCUGCAGUUCGCGCUCUCGAUCUUCUCCGUGCUGAUGCUGUCGUACUAUUGGCUGGUUCCGGAGUCCCCGCGCUAUCUCUUCACCUCGGGCAACGUGGACGGUGCCGUGACGGUGCUGGAGACCGCCGCCAAGCGCAACAACAUCGAGUCCGCCACGAUCCGCAACGACAUCGAGCUGUACGCGAAGGAGAAGUCGCGCACAGCGUCCGCCUCCGACUCGAAGGGCAACGUGCUGGAUCUGUUCCGCACGCCCAACAUGCGCGCCAAGACGCUGUUCAUGUGCUUCAACUGGUUCGUGUGCGGGCUGGCGUUCUUCGGCGUGGCACAGUACAUUGGGCACGCCGGUGGCGAUAUCUACACGAACGUCGCGAUCAGUGCGGCCCUCGAGCUGCCCGGUACGCUCCUCUGCAUCUACAUGAUGAAGGCGUACGGCCGCAAGAAGACGCUCAUCUUCUCCAACACGCUGACCGGAAUCUCCAUGUUGGUCAUUGCGUUCGUGCCGCAGUCCGCCAGCGCGCUCAACGUGGGACUCGCGUCCGUCGGCCUGGUCGGCAUGAGCAUCAGCUUCCCGACGGUGUACCUGUACGCCGGCGAGCUGUUCCCGACCGUGGUGCGGAACGUCGGUAUCGGUACGGCUUCGAUGAUUGCCCGGUUCGGUUCCAUGAUUGCGCCCUUCGUGGCCGGCUUCGGCUCGAUCGCGUACUGGCUGCCGCCGUGCAUCUUCGGUCUCGUGCCGCUCAUCGGUGCUUUCUGCGUGUUUUUCCUCCCGGAAACCCAGGGCCAUCCGCUGCCGGAGACGCUCGAGGAUGGCGAAAACUUUGGCAAACGGCGCGCACCCACCAACGGGGUCGCCGAUGCGGCGGCAAGUGUAGAAAACGGCAAGCACUAGACACCAGGCGGCCACUGGGAGCCCGGACCCGGUUAGCAUUUAGUGUUCAUACUGUUCCUUGCGCAGCGUCGUCGUCGCGUCGGUGUUCGUCGAAACUAGUUUAUCUAACUAACCAAAAGCGGCACUAUGUGUUCGUUACCGUGAACAGGGAUGUAGAUGCAGAUGUGUCAAAUGCGAUAGUUCUCUCUUUCACAUUUUUAUUUUACUUUACUACCAAAACGUCACGCAAAAAGCACUUCUCAGUGUGUUCGAUUGUGUGUAGGAAAGCCUGUAGGACGUGUAUUUGUUUUUUUAUUUUACUAGCAACCAGAUUUAAAGUGCAGAAAUAAGCAAGAAUCCCAACCGCGUAGGCAGUAGUGCCAGCAGUUAUGGUAGCAUUUAGGUUGCCGCUACCUUGGCCAACGCGGAGGAUGCGAUAUUAUUGUAAAGAAGAGUAGCGAAGAACCAGAGCAGCGUGUAUGCAGAGAAAAAAGAAAAAAAAAUAAAAAUCAAUACAAAAUGUUUUAAA
Molecule: messenger RNA, 2197 nt
Organism: Anopheles coustani
Lineage: Eukaryota; Metazoa; Arthropoda; Insecta; Diptera; Culicidae
Product: organic cation transporter protein
Exons: 5
Coding region: 1-1689 (562 amino acids)
Biological process (GO): transmembrane transport
Cellular component (GO): membrane
Molecular function (GO): transmembrane transporter activity
Source: RefSeq, a predicted model, not a curated record